AUGUCUCGGAGUCAUCAGAUUCGCAGACACCUUCCGCGAGCUCGCCGCAACCUGCCAAAAGAUCAGAUACAACGAUCCACCCCCAAGCCUGAUACUGAGUACGUAGACGAUGCAUCAUUCUCUUGUCCCACCGGCGAUGCCAAUGAGGUGAAGCUAUGGAUCCCACCCAGCGGAGCCCGCCUCUCAGACCAGGUCGUCUUCGCCAUAAUCCAAGCCGACAUCCCAGGCCCCAUCCGCGCCAGAAAAUGGUCUUACGAAUUCGACUCUGAGGGCAACAUCCGCAGAGAACGCGUCCCUUCCGGCCCCGCGCCCAUUUGCUGGGGAAACCGCGUGCCCUACUUCCCCGUUUAUGGCGGCUACUAUAUCCUGGGCGGAGACUAUGUCGCGAAGCGCUGCUGGCUGUUGAACGCCAGCCCGCCUGUUCCAGGCCUUCCAUACCCCAAGCAAAUCAUCGCCGGACCUGUUGUCGCCUCACCUGAAGCUAUUCCUCCCGAGCACUAUCGGGACCUUCUGCGCGAACAACUGCACAGCUUCGCGCCGGAUAAACUGGAUGUAUUCCCGGGUUCAUUCCUCGAGCAGAGCCAGCGAAGCUUUACGAUCUACGUCGCGGACCAUACCCGAUUUUCUGUUGUGUUCUUGGACGACAAUUAUUUCGGUUUUGUGAUGCCUGCCAAAAUCCCCGGCUACAAUACUCGUGUUGAUCCCGAGGGGACGACCUAUGCGGAUGCAAAUUACAUCUAUCCGAUGGCGAGAUGGGCUCAGAGGGCGAAGGAUGAGUAUGUGAAUCCGAGUAAGGAUGAAUUCUGUCUUCCGCAUGGAAUUCAGCGGUACAAGCUCUUUCGAGGGUUUGAUGGAGCAACUUGGGGACGGGCUAUCUAG
Messenger RNA from Penicillium argentinense, 879 nucleotides. RefSeq lists its product as uncharacterized. Lineage: Eukaryota; Fungi; Ascomycota; Eurotiomycetes; Eurotiales; Aspergillaceae. The coding region runs from base 1 to 879 and encodes 292 amino acids. The transcript has a single exon. The record is from RefSeq and is a predicted model, not a curated record.